UUAUCUUAUCAUUUCAUAGAAGUUGCGAUAAAUAUGCGUUGUCGAUAUUGCGAAGAAUAUUUUUCACGGAAAGUGACGUGAGCUGUGCACUUCUUUUGUUUCUGUUUUCAUCAAAUAACUACAAAAUGUCCGGAUCAGGUCCACCGCCACCAUAUUUCGGGCACCAUCCUCCGCAAGCUACCCCCAUGCAGCCUGGCGUCACUUACGUGCCCACCCCGGUGUACGUACCGAUGUACCCGCAACCCCCUCCGCCGCAGCCCACCCCUCCUAACGCCACAUACGUCACCAAUGUUUACCAACACCCCCCGGUGGUCGCCGAGCCUAUAGUUCAGCUAAGAGAAGACCCCAUUGACUGGAUACCAGCGUCUUCUCUGAACGCUAGAAGCUUAGAAUAUAAAGCUUUCGUAGGGGGCAAGGAGGGGUGGGACGGCAGCCCAUUGUGGGUAAUCAGAGCCCGUCACAACAACGAGUACGUGCCAGGGAAACUAGCCAUCAAACACAGGAGCGCCUACAUCCCUUAUGGUGGACAAGAAGUGCAGGUGCAGAAUUUUGAAGUACUGUGUACGACUCCCGGAGCAGUGCGGUGGUUGCCAGGGAGCAACGGGCAGGUGCCUGUGGAAGCCAUCGCGGCGGGCAACACCGUCAGUGGCGAACCGCUCUACAUAGCGAAGGUCCGGCAUCGGGGCUCUAUCACCCCCGGAAAGGUACACCCAAGCCAUGGUUGCUGCUACAUAUCUUUCGGUGGAAUGGAAAUACCGUACAAAACAUAUGAAGUUCUAUGCAAGGUCGUCGGAUAAAGCAAUCAUAAUAAUUAUAAUAAUUCUCAAAGUUUUACCAUAAUCUGACGAGUCCUAGCAUGUAGACAAUGUUAUCAGUACUUAUUGUUAAAUUUUGUUGAAAAUAAAUCUAAUAUUACUACUUAAAAAGUCGAGAAAUUUCAUAAAACAUCAAUUUUAAUUUACACUGCUGUAAAAUCAUAAAAAUGUUGUUUACAUAAUAAAGAAAAAACGAAGUUUACAUAUAAAUUGUACCUACAUAUAUUUUCGUACUGAUUGGUUGGACUUAAUUAGUUAUAUCAAAAAGUGUACAUUUAUUAAUAAAAAUUUUAUAUUAAAG
Messenger RNA from Plodia interpunctella (Indianmeal moth), 1116 nucleotides. RefSeq lists its product as uncharacterized. The record is from RefSeq and is a predicted model, not a curated record. NCBI's taxonomy places the organism in Eukaryota, Metazoa, Arthropoda, Insecta, Lepidoptera, Pyralidae. The coding region runs from base 126 to 797 and encodes 223 amino acids. The transcript has 5 exons.